AUGACAAAUAUGAAGAUGUGGUCCAAGAGUACAAGACCAUUCAUUGAGCCACCUGAAAUCACUCAUAUGCCACGAAGACCAAGGAAAAAAAGGACUAAAGAUAGUGAUGAGCCUAAUAAGAAGAAGUUUUGGAAAGGCUACAAAGAAGGGGAGAAAAUGAAACGUUCUCUAUGUAAAAAUUUUGGACAUAACAAGAAAGCAUGUCCAGUUGCUAAAAAUGGCUAUACUACUGGAGGUGGUUAUACUGGUGGUGCUACUGCAACUUCUAUAGGUGUAAGUGGCGGUGUAACUGGUGGUGCUAGAGGUGAUAGUAGUGGUGCUACAGGUGAAAAUGGUGGUGCAACUAAAUCAGCAGCUUCUACAGGUGUAACUGGUGGAAGUGGUGGUUCAACUACUAAUAGACCAGUCACUACUUCAACAACUUAUGGAGGUGCAACUACUGCUACAACAACUGCUAGUAGAAGUGCAAGUGUUGCUUAA
Molecule: messenger RNA, 480 nt
Organism: Solanum pennellii
Lineage: Eukaryota; Viridiplantae; Streptophyta; Magnoliopsida; Solanales; Solanaceae
Exons: 2
Coding region: 1-480 (159 amino acids)
Source: RefSeq, a predicted model, not a curated record